Triticum dicoccoides is the source of this 594-nucleotide messenger RNA. RefSeq lists its product as uncharacterized. NCBI's taxonomy places the organism in Eukaryota, Viridiplantae, Streptophyta, Magnoliopsida, Poales, Poaceae. The coding region runs from base 16 to 279 and encodes 87 amino acids. The transcript is spliced from 2 exons. The record is from RefSeq and is a predicted model, not a curated record.
AUAGAGGCUACUGCGAUGGUUGGCUGUGAGGAGCCCUUCACUUCAGCCUCUCGGAGUCGGCGGUGGGAACCGGACAUGGACGCCGGGCAAUUCGUCAUUCCGAUCCUCGGCAUCGUCGGCGCCGCGGCCGCAACCUUCUACGCCGUCAGCUUCAUGGAGAUCCGGGAGAAAUCACUGGAGGACCUGGACGACAAGUACUCGGAGUACGAGGAGGGCGGCGGGCGGCAGCGCCGGGCGCGGCGGAGGUCCGGCCGCCAAGCCAAGAAGCGAAAUGACUGACUGAUACACCACCAGCCUGAGAAGUAAAGAGGAUAUGCGUGGCCUCUGUGUCGAUGUUCUUCACUUCCCCUCGUUUUGUGAGCGGCUUGAUGCUGUUAAUCCAGUCUACGUUCAAUCCGUAGCCAGAGGAAAUGGGCAUUGUUCACUAUACUGCUACUCCCUCUGUUCGGAAUUACUUGUCGCAAAAAUGGAUGUAUCUAGACGUAAUUUAGUUCUAGAUACAUCCAUUUUCGAGACAAGUAAUUCCAAACGGAGGGAGUAGUUCUUUUGGCCCUGCACUUGCAUUCAGUGCUUAUGCAUUUGAUUAUACUCCUA